AUUGACCUCUACCUCUAUAUUUCAUUUCUGCAAUUCUCGACAGUUUAGAAUUAUUCUGCAUAAUAUAGAUGCUAUGUUUGAUUAGAAAUAGUUACCAGGUAGUCCAAAGAGGCGUAGUUCUACUGCAGAUGUUUUGAUUGCUAGGAAAAGCUACUAAGUCUAUGUACUAACACCAGACAGUAUUAUAGAUCAAUUUAUUACCAUCAACAUGGAGAAGGCACGCCAUGUUGAAGAUGUUCAUCGUAAUUCUAAAGUUGAUCAGGAACCAUUCUUCCCACUUGUUAUUAUACAAUUUGCAUCCAGCACCAAGCAAGCGGCAAUAACAUGGUUGAUAGCGAAGCUACAAGCGUCAAGAAACGAAGGGGGUGCAGAAUUAACUGUUCAGACUAUGGUCAUGCCACACAGUGAUGAAACUAAUAAAGAAGACGAUAACAGUAUGGAAACCAUGUUAUAUAUUGGUGCCAGUACAAAUCGUUUAUUAUUAGCCGCUGAGAUGAUGGAAAUGAAAAAACUUCACGCAGAUGGUCGUAUGAGAGAAGUUGUUAUACAUGAUUUACAGUCAUUUCAAGGUUCAGAUGAUCUUUCCACGUUCUUUACUAAGGGUGAAAAACAGAAGAUAUUAUUACAUGAGAUCGAAGGUGUGAGAGCGGAACCACUGGAUACAAAUAUACCCGGUUAUGAACAAAUAAGACUUUAUCCGGGAAAAUCUAUUUUAAAAAAGUAUUUAAGUCGUGGUUUAGUUUUACAGUUUUAUCCUUUACAUGAUGAGGAAGAAAUCAAGAGAUUAGGUGAUGAAUGGUAUCAAUAUAAAAAGGUCUUCAGUGAACAACCUCUGGAUAAAAUUCGUAAUUAUUUUGGAGAGAAGAUUGCCAUAUAUUUUGCCUUCUUGGGAAUCUACACUGUAGCGUUAUUCCCACCAGCAUUGAUUGGAAUAAUCUAUCUGGUUACGUUCUGGAAGAGCGUGUACAGGGAAGCCAUUUUUGCCGUUUUCAAUUUAAUCUGGUCUACAUUAUUACUGGAAGCAUGGAAACGCUAUUCAUCCGAACUCAGCUAUAAAUGGGGAACAUUGAACUCUUCUUCUGCUUCAAAGAUUGAUGAACCAAGAGCUGAUUAUAGCGGAGAUUUGGGACGCAAUCCUGUCACUGGUAACCCCGAACCAGUUUACCCAAAAUGGAAGCGAUCGUGUCGGUUUUAUUUAGUCAGUGUCCCUAUUAUAAGCAUCUGUUUGAUUGUGGCAUUUAUUGUUAUGUUAUUGUAUUUCUGGAUGCAAGCUUGGGCAGACAGCGUUUAUCAUUCUAGCGGAGAAAGAUGGCUGUAUUUAACGAUUCUGUAUACUCCUACGAUUGUGUAUUCUGUGGCUAUUUUUAUAAUGAAUACAGUUUAUAGAAUGAUUGCUAAAGAAUUGAAUGAUUUUGAAAAUCAUCGGUUGGAAUCAUCUCAUGAAAAUCACUUUAUUUUAAAACUUGUUCUGUUUGAUUUUGUCAAUUGCUUUAUGUCCCUGUUUUAUGUAGCUUUCUAUCUUCAAGACAGAACUCUUCUUAGAAGUCAUUUAGCUUGUUUACUGAUAACAUCACAAUUAAUUGGUCAAGUUCAGGAAGCUAUGGUGCCAUAUUUCUUCUUUAAACGGCGGGAGACGCAACUAGCUCACGCUAUGAAGAAAAGUGAAAAUUUAAAACAGCUAGAUGAUCGAGCUGAAAUAGAUAAAGCGAUACAAAAACAAGCCGUUUUGGAGGGUACUAUGUCCGUGUAUGAGGGAACAAUGGACGAUUAUCUGGAAUUGUUUCUCCAGUUUGGAUAUGUUUUCCUGUUUUCCUCAGCUUUUCCUCUGGCAGCAUUAUGGGCAUUAUUAAACAAUGUGACAGAGAUAAGAACUGAUGCCUUUAAAAUGUGUCGAGUAUAUCAACGUCCUUUCUGUGAAUCAGCUUCUAAUAUUGGUGCCUGGCAGGUAGCGUUUGAAGUUAUUGGAUUGAUAUCUGUUAUAACCAAUACAGCUUUAAUUGGUAUGGAUCCGACAGUACAGAAAUUACUACCAUCAGACAUGUCAGCUGUUAAUAUAGUCUUAAUCUUUGUCAUAGUGGAGCAUGCAGUUCUAGCUAUUAAAGGGGCUGUGGCCUAUUUUAUACCAGAUAUGCCUAAAUGGGUACAAAUUGAACUGGCCAGGGAAGAUUACCAAUCUAAACAAGCCUUACAAAAAGAGCGACUGUCAGCAGCAAACAGAAAAAGGCAAGAGCUACAUGAAAUUUCCAGACCAAGGAUGUCUUCUAGAUCCACGGAGAUAUAACAACUAUAAUACACGUGUAUUUAUGAAAGUCAAGGGUAGAUUGCAAUAAACAUUUGAAAUCAUUGAGGUCAAGUCAGACGUGGAUCCAUGAUAAAUUUAGGGGGUUCAGUCUUUGAAUUAGUUUAAAAUGGCAUCUGCAUUUUUUUCUAAAUUUUCUGGGUGUGGCCACCCAAACCCCUGUCAUUGGCACUUCACAUUUGGAGCUGGUUAAUUGUCACUACAACAUGUCAAAAAUAUAUUGUUUCAAUGGCAUUCAGUAACUGCUUAUUAUUGCUCGAUAACGACUAGAGAAGCCUAGUUGAAACGUCGCUAAUAAUAAGCAAUAAUUGUAUUCCAUAGAAUUGUGACCUGUAUAUUGCAGUUCAAUAUUGAAAUCUGUAAUUUCUGGACCCCUCCCUUACUGAAAAUCUGGAUCCGACCCUGCAAGUGAAAGAACACUGCUCAAUAACAUCUCAGGCAACAUUAUUAGUAUAUAGUAUAGAAAAUGUUAGAUAUUUUAUGGAGAAUUUUGUAUGGAUAUAGAAUGUAGUAGAUUUUUUAUUUCCUGGGUAAAAGACUUCUUUCACAAGAUUAAAGAUACAUUAUGUAAGAUUUAGAUAAAGAGCUGACCAUUCUUGCUAUAAUAGCUCAAAAAUAGAUAAUGUAAAAUGAAAAUUUCAUUCAAAUUACUUCAUUCUGAGUCAAGUUAUCACUGUUUGUAGUUUUGACAAGAUGUGUGCAUAGUGGUAACCAGGUCACUGGUAUAUUCGAGACUUAACCUCGCUUUCCCUUUUUUAAAUUGAAUUUUUAAAUUGCGAACUGUUCUAAUCUAGUUAAAAUCUUGAAUAUCCGAUGCCAACGAGAGUCGAUUAUGGUCUUGUCAUGUUGAAAAAAUGUCUAAUUAAUAGUUUAUAUAACAUUUCAGACCUAAAGAAAGACCUACAAUAGGCAGAUUUAGCUUUUUCAUAAUGUAUAUUUAAUAUUGUGUAUUUUUUACAUGUAACUUCUGGAAAUUAAUCAUUUACCAAAUUUUAAUCAUAUCAGAUUAAAUUUAAUGUACUUCAUCUUCUGCAUAAUUCAGUAACUAUUUCCAGAAGAGUUAUAACUUAUAUUCCCUGUUUAGCAUAAUAAACCUUCCAUACUCUUUUUUGUACCCACGUAUGUGCCUUUUAUUAAAUAUCUCUGCAGCUUCUCUUGUUUCUUAACCGUUUCUAUAGCAACAGAUGACAUCAGUUAACUGAUGAGUAGUAUAAAAUGUUUGGAAGCCAUAAUAAUUUAUGUCCAAUUUCCUGUUUUCAUUUUAUUAUUAUAAAAUUAAAUGGCAAUUUAUUCUGUAUUUGAUAAGAAAUUCAGUAUUAAUAUUGUAUUAUUCAGCCUAUAUUGGAAAUUUCCUUCUGAAUAAAUGCUGGUAAUUUCAUUUUUUGUGGGAAAACAUUUUCUUUGACUGUUACGUAAUUACAAGGCCAUACAAAAAAAAUAUUUGUGUUCUCAGACAAUCCUUCCGAAAAUCUGAUGCGAGGGCAAGGUUUUUAUUUUUGUUUGUUUAUUUUGUCAGUGGAUCACAUUUUAAGACACUGAUCAUUUAUCUCAUGUUGUUUAAGGAAAUGAAUGAUUAUCCAGUAUCAUUUACUCUAGUUGUUUAAUAGUCUCUAUCAUCCAGACAAAUAUUCUAUGAAUAUACGUUGAAGACUAGGGGGUUCUGGGUGACCGAGACUAGUUGUUUAAAGGAUGUAUGAUUAUCCAGUAUCAUUUAUCACCUGUUGUUUAUAGGAUGUUUGAUUAUCCAGUAUCAUUUAUCUUCUGUUGUUUAUAGAAUGAAUGAUUACUCAGUAUCAUUUAUGAUGGUCAAUAACAUUUAUCAAGGUUGCGUAUUUGAUAAAUGAACCUAUGGUACACUUCAAAUUUGCUUCCUGUAGAUUAGGUAGGGGAAUAUAUUUGAAGCAUGAGGUAAUUAAUGAGAUUGUUUUUUAUUUCUUAAAUUAAAAACAGAUAAUGCGACCCUUUUUAAGUGGUGCGAGAGUAUUAUGAGAACCACAAUAUUUUUUUUUGUCUGGCCUGAUGUUAGAAUUUUUAUAAGUAGGAUACAUGUAUUCUCAACCAAAUUGUUAUAAGUAGGAUAUUUUCCACCAGAUAUUUAAGUAAUUACAAUGUGAGUAUUGUUAUAAAUAUGGUAUUCUCUAUCACAUUAUUAUAAGUAGGAUAUUCUCUACCAGAUGUUUAGGUAAUUACAAUGUGAUUAUUGUUAUAAAUAUGGUAUUCUCCAUCAAAUUGUUAUAAGUAGGGUAUUCUCUACCAGAUAUUAUGUAAUUACAAUGUGAGAAUUGUUAUAAAUAUGGUAUUCUCCGCCUUUUAUAAGUAGGAUAUUCUCAACCAAAUGUUAUGUCAUUACAAUGUGAGUAUUGUUAUAAAUAGGGUAUUCUCUACCAAAUUGUUAUAAGUAGGAUAUUUUCUACCAAAUGUUUAUAUAAUUACAAUGUGGGUAUUGUUAUAAAUAUGGUAUAAGUAGGAUAUUCUCCACCAGAUGUUAAGUAAUUACAAUCCAUGAGUAUUGUUAUAAAUAAUGUAUUCUCUACCAAAUUGUUAUAAGUAGGAUAUUUUCCACCAGUUAUUUAUGUAAUUACAAUGUGAGUAUUGUUAUAGAUAUGGUAUUCUCCACCUGUUAUAAGUAGGGUAUUUUCCACCAGCUAUUUAUAUAAUAACAAUGUGAGUAUUGUUAUAAAUAGGAUAUUCUCUACCAAAUUGUUAUAAGUAUGAUAUUCUCCAACAGAUGUUUACGUAAUUACAAUGUGAGUAUUUUUAUAAAUAGGGUAUUCUCCACCUAUUAUAAGUAGGAUAUUUUCCACCAGAUAUUUAAGUAAUUACUAUCUGAGUAUUGUUAUGAAUAUGGUAUAAGUAUGAUAUUUUUCACCAGAUAUUUAAGUAAUUACAAUGUGAGUAUUGUUAUAAAUAUAGUAUUCUCUACCAAAUUGUUAUAAGUAGGAUAUUCUCUACCAGAUAUUUACAUAAUUACAUUGUGGUUAUUGUUAUAAAUAUAGUAUUCUCCAUCAAACUGUUAUGUAAUUACAAUCCAUGAGUAUUUUUAUAAAUAGGGUAUUCUCCAUCAAACUUUUGAAUAUUGGAAAUAAACCAGUGUACAUUGUGUAACUUUUUCUGUUUUUCAUGGGUUAUCCUUAAGAAGCAGAUCAUUCGUGAUUUUUAUUUUUUUGAUUUGUUUCCAUUGUCAUGAAUGUGUCUGUUUCUUAGAAUAGUAAAUAAAUAAUUGUUUUAAAACCAAAAUCAUUUUGUACAUUAUAAGAAUUAAAUGUUUACAUGUAUUUAGUUGCAUGCUUAUGUAAACAAGUCAAGUAACGCAGUUUAAUUAAUUACUGUAUGUGUUAUAACAUGGUUUAGUUAGGUUGCCAUGGUGUCUUGUCUGCAAUAAGCCUCAGAAGCUGAUCCCCACAAACGAACCCACUUGCCAUCAUAGAUGACACAUAAAUGUAGACUAGAUACUAUAUGUAGUUUAUAGAAGUCGUAACAGUUUGAUGCACAGUUGAUUCUGUGAAACUUUAUUUAGUCAAUUGUCAUCUAAGUCUCUGAAUAAUUUCAAUUAGUUAGUUUAAUGAAAGUGUAAAAUAAAAGUUAUUUAAAUUCCAGAAAUUGUAAAAUAGAAGUUAUUUAAAUUCCAGGCACAUGAAUAAUUUCACUUACCGUAGUUUGAAUAAAUUAUGAAAUAGCAGUUACUUAAAUUUCAGGCACUAUAUGAAUUUCACUUAGUUUGAUGAAAUUGUGAUAUAGAAGUUAUUUAAAGUCCCGAUGCACCAUUUUAAGCAAUAGCAAUCACUUGCAAAAUACACUUGCAAAUAGGAAUAUCAGUCAAAAAAUGGUUAAAUUCCAUUCAGUAGUUACAAAGAUGUGGAAUUGGAAAUUUAAUCGAAAUAUUCUGCUCACAAUGUAAUAAUUAAGCCUGUCAUUUUGUUGUCCGCGAAUAUUUAUAAGUAGACUUUUUUAAAAUCCAAGCCGUGAAAUUAUCUAGCGUAAAUAUUUUGAUUUCUUAAUUAAAUGUUAAACAGUCUAUCAGUACAUUUUAGCCUGUAUUAAAUUGUGACAAAUUUGAUAUUUUAGUGAAAAAUGCAUAUGACACAUCGAUAUUUUAAAUUCAGUAGUCUGGAUGUAUAACCUUAUUUAUGCUAUUUUUGUGUAUAGAAAAUAGAUAUGUAAUAUUUAUUAUAUAUAUAUAUUAGUUGAUAGAUUUGUGUGGAGGGUCAAUUAUUAAUUAUGUAUUUUACAGCUAUUUAUGUUUUAGUAUCAGAUUUAUAUCUUAUUGAUAUUUAGCCGAUCAGGUAGGCCUGAUGUAUUAGUAUGUUAUUCAGAUGAAGGGCAGGAGGACUGCACUAUACACAACACGAAACUAAAAAGACAAACUACACAGACAUAGCCAGAAAAAAAACCCUCAAAUUUUCAAAUCAAGUGAAUGGAUCCGGAGGCGGUCGUAAGCGUCCGUAGAUUAUUCAUAUGUACACAUUUAACAAUUGCGCGACAUAUUUAUUUUUCGCAUUAAUAGUUCAAUUUGGUUUGCCACUAGCAGUCUCUGCAAGAUGAUUUGCUCCAUUCAUGUUGAAGAUGGUUUUGUGGGUUUUUGGUUCUAAACAAAAUUUCAGGGGAAAUCAAUGCAAUUUGCAGAUAUAUGUACUUGCAUUUUGUUUCAUGACGAUAACCACAUGUUGUCACAAGUAGGCUACUUACAUUUGUUAUACUCAAAUAUCUUUUAAUUUGAUUUAACUCUGAUCUACGCAUUUGAGAUAACUAAAUCUAUUAAUUCUUCAACAGGCAAUUUGAUUGACAAAAAUAUUGAUUUUGUUCAAAUUAGGCCAGGCCAAUUACACCAAUUUGAUUUUCUGUACUUAAUAACAUCAAUCUCUUUCAAAGGAGGAUUACAGAAUUCUUCUAAUAUUUCUGUAAAAGAUGACUGCCUUCAACAUGUGACGUCACACCACGCAGCAUCAGUCAUUGGAUGAAUGGCAUGUGCAUUGUUUACAUAAGACGUUACUGGUUCGGGCAGAAUGGUGCCUUUUACUCAUUUUAAUAUCCAUUUACACUAAAUAGAAAAUAUUUUUUACCUACAAAUACUUCAAACAUCUUUAUUUAUUUUUCUAAUACAUAUAAAAAAAAAUGUUUUAGAAUUUAAUUUGUUGGAGGAAAAAAGUUAAUAUUUGGGGCUCAUUAAGUCGCAUCAAUGUCAUCCUUAUCAAUGAUUGUAGCGGCCUUGCAAAUAUUCACUGCUGAUCAGUGUGCGGGAACAUCUGUAAAAAAUUUUCUUUCUUACUUUUUCCUGAAAAAGAUUUGUUUGAAAACCAAAUGGACUUGGUAGUUAAGUUCGAAAUAUUUACGUUUUGAAAUUUUAAAUAAAACAUCUGUCACAUGGUUCUAGUAGCUAUUUAUUUAUCAAGACUCUGAAGAACAGAAAAUAUAAAUUGGUCUGGCCUCAGUGUGCUUGUUAUUGUUCAAUCUGAUUAAAACACAGAUCCUAUUUCGUUUCGUUUUUAUAGUUCAAAAUCUCUUUUUACAUGUCUUUACUACACUUGGAUCUGGAAGAAUUGUUAUCAUUGACAUGUUCUGGAUGGUGUGAGGGAUUAGCCAAUGAAACGGUCUGUUACGGCGAGUUUUUGGCCUUUUUACACACAGAACUGUGGGUAAACCACUACAAACGUCAACGCUGAUUGAUUAAUUAAUGUCUGACGUCAUAGGGUAAAAAGCCACUCGUUUGACCCUUGACGUGAACUCCCACUAUAACUUGUCAAAUCUUCAUGUAGUGUAGGCCAUCGAAAGUAUAAAAAAUGAAACGAGAUAUAGAUCUAUAUUUUAAUCAAAUUGUGUUAUUAUUAAGAAAAACCUCUUUACUGGAUUUUUUUAUCUGUUGAAUUAUUUUUAAAUAUCUUUGCAACAAAGCCAAUUUUAAAUGUAUAUUUGUGAUUUAUUAGUAUUUAACUGUUAGUAUUUCUUAUGAUUGUUAUAAAAGCUGAAAUUAAUAUACAAAUCAGAUGUUUUAUUUAUUUUGUGUUAAUAUUUUUAAAAUCUUUAAUAUUCAAAUAUAAUAAUUUUGUAUCCUUUUGUUCAAUUUAUGCAACUAUUUUUGUUUGUUCAAUUUAUGCAACUAUUUUUAUUUGUUCAACUACCUGCUGUAUUAUUGAAUUGUUAAAUCAUUAAAGGGGUAUUAUGGGAGAUUAGAUAAAGAGCUGGCAGUUCUCACUUUAAUAGUUAAAAACUAGAUAAUGUAAAGGGAAUUUGCUGAAAAUUUCAGUCAAAUUGAUCCACUCUGAAGCGAGACAUUAGCUUUUAAAUUUCAGGCCUAGCCUCGAUCAUCAUGGUUUUUCUUAAUUUUUUAAAUACCGGUAGUCGAAAUACAUGUAUCUUUUAAAGAUCUUGCCACUUUUCAGGAAUUAUAACCUCCAUUCGAUUUAACAUAAUGAUAAUUAUAUGUGAUCGCAUUACUAAAUGCUGCCAUUUUUAUGUGCUCAUAUAUUGAUGUCACCUCUGUUAGUUCAGCAAUACGCCUGUCGUUCACAUUUCUUGUCAGAAGAUAAUUAGCUACUAAUAUACCAAAAAUCUUUUGGAAUUGACAUGGGUUGUCUAUCUUGUUGAAGUGAAGAUAAUUAGCUACUAAUAUACCAAAAAUCUUUUGGAAUUGACAUGGGUUGUCUAUCUUGUUGAAGUGAAGAACUCUGAUUUUUAACAUUUUUGAUAAUCACUACCAGAGUUGUGCCCCUUUGUUACUUCAUAGUCUGGAAAUAUGACUCCAUCUUUCAGAAAUUUAUAUUGAUAGUCAAUCAGCUUUGUAUGAAAGAAUCCUAUUGAUUUUCAACAAUGUUCUACUAUUCUCUUUUUUCGCAAAAAUUUGUUAGCACCUACAUCAGUGGUUCUCAACCAGUGUGCCGUGGCACGCAGGUGUGCCGCGAGAUCUUCCUAAGUGUGCCGCGAAAGUUUGCACAGCAAACUAAGAAAAUGUGGAAAACCAUGUUAACCUAAUUGAGCAUUCCCUAGAGUUCCUGGCUGUGUUUUUUUAAUAUUUAGUUUGAGUCAUUCUAUGUGUCUAUUACUAGGUCUGUAUCUACGGUUGUAUGCCAUCUGACUUAUCAUCAUUUUAUUUUGCAAAAUUCAAAUUUUUUUUCAUAUAUAUUUAGCGAGAUGUGCCGCUAUUUUUUUAUGCGUCCCAAAGUGUGCUGUUGGAAAAAAAAGGUUGAGAACCACUGAACUUUAUGUUAGUCUUUAUAAUGAUCUGAUGUUUUUUAAAUUUUGCGAGUAGUUUAAUUACUUUAAUAUCUCUUAAAAUACAGAUGCGACGUCAUCCUUUGAUGUUGGCGUACCAUUAUUUCCAAUAAUGUACGGGCAACUUGCCAGUCUAACAUUAUCUAUACUAGAUGAAAUAUUGGACUCGCGUGACGUAUGUCAUUGAAAAGCAUGUGGGGGAUAGUGUCUGUAUUUUAAGUGGUUUAAUGGUCUCGAGCUAAAGACAUUGCGUAAUAUAUUGAAACAACACUCGGCUAACACCUCGUGCAGUAUCAAUAUAUUACUUAAUGUCUCGCUCUCGACCAUUAAACAAUACAUAAUGGCUUAGACGACUUAACGCUGGGGCAUGAUAUUUCUGAUGGGCAUGAAUCGUAAACCAAAUAUCUUUGUUUUCUUACUUUUUUAUCUUUGAACAAUGUUAUUCUGUGUUUUUUUUCAAUUUUUAUUAACAGAUUUAUUAUAGGCAUAAAAAUAUAUAACUUUUUGUGCGGCUGUAAUGAAUAAAUAUUGUGGACGGUAGUAUUCUUUUGUUACAUUUAAUUGUGUUUAUUCUGUUUGUAAUAAAACCUAAUAUUUAAAAAACGUUUAA
Patella vulgata (common limpet) is the source of this 10115-nucleotide messenger RNA. Its product is annotated as anoctamin-10. Gene Ontology annotation, biological process: chloride transmembrane transport. Gene Ontology annotation, cellular component: plasma membrane. The coding region runs from base 209 to 2281 and encodes 690 amino acids. NCBI's taxonomy places the organism in Eukaryota, Metazoa, Mollusca, Gastropoda, Patellidae. The transcript is spliced from 14 exons. Gene Ontology annotation, molecular function: chloride channel activity. The record is from RefSeq and is a predicted model, not a curated record.